Molecule: messenger RNA, 1119 nt
Organism: Candidula unifasciata
Lineage: Eukaryota; Metazoa; Mollusca; Gastropoda; Stylommatophora; Geomitridae
Source: the annotation of a GenBank genome assembly
AUGGAGAGGUUCGACGUCGACAGUUUCCAGAAACAGCUGCGUUCGUCGAAGAUAGGACGCAAAUUUGUUUAUGUCGACGUCACAGGCUCUACAAUGGAUGACGCUAGACGCUUGGGUCAUGAAGUGAAAGAAUAUCCUCAUGGUACAGUUGUGAUGUCUGAACGACAGACAAAAGCCAGAGGAGCCAGAGACCACAGGUGGGAUGCCACCAACACUGGAAACAUUUAUGCUUCUGUAGUUUUACAUAUGCCACCUUUCGGCCGGACCUUUGAAGGCCGGUUUGACCUGGAAGUGGCUGCUUGCCUGGCAGUUUUACAGGUGGUGAGAAAAUAUGGGAUCCCCAAGGUCGUACCUAAGUGGCCUAAUGAUCUGUGGGUGAGGGGUCAUAAACUUGCUGGAUUUCUGGUUGAAGACGGGCGAUUGGAUAUUCCAGGAACAACUGACUGCUUGUUUAUUCUUGGCAUGGGAAUUAACGUGAACGCCGAUGUCCGCAGAAGCAGUGAUCUCCAGAGUAUUGCUACAAGUAUGGUCUGUGAGAGGGAUGGUCAGUUUGUUGACCGGGAGAAGUUUCUAGCAGACGUUUGCCUACAGCUUGAACAGACACUGGCAAACAAGAAAGAAGACAAUUAUCAAAUGUUUCUCAGAGAGAAUCUCUUCCAGAAAGAUUGUGACAUCUCCGUAUCAAACAACUUGGGUAAAAUGUUGGAUGGCAAAUUUGUGACAAUUUGUAAAAACUGGGAUGUGAAAUUUGUUGACACACUCACAGGGAAGAUCAUGAAAGGAAGUUCUGCAGUGUACACCGUUCGGCCAAAGGUUUUCAACAAGAUCACACUUGUAUUUACCAGCACACACAGCACUGAUCUAGACAGUACCCUGUCCAAAUGGUUGACGUCCAUUGUUGACACCUCUAAAUAUAUUGUGUGCUCAGUGCCAGAAUCAGCUAUCACAACAACAGAUGAAUGGAUGAAAAAGUGUUCGUUGCUAGUUUUGGUUGAAGAUGUCAACAAUAAAGAACUUGUCACCACAAAAAUUGGCCUGUAUUUGCAAUCAGGAGGGAGUGUGAUGGCGUAUGGAAGAGCAGCGGCAUUUGCGGCCGGUGUAUUUGGGCUUUCCUCCUAG